Messenger RNA from Ooceraea biroi (clonal raider ant), 1895 nucleotides. RefSeq lists its product as uncharacterized. Lineage: Eukaryota; Metazoa; Arthropoda; Insecta; Hymenoptera; Formicidae. The record is from RefSeq and is a predicted model, not a curated record.
AAACUUAUACCUUAUGUGUCAUAACUCUAGAAUCUUACUAAACUCGAACGUUGAUUGGCCUAAUAUUGGUUCUAACGGUAUUCUGUCUUGUACUCACAUAACCUUUGCUCGCCUGUGAAUAUUUCCGAACUGCGAACGUAGCUGACAGAGAUCUAAUAUUGAUGAAUACGAGUCGACAUUUGAAGCAGUGCUUGUGACGAACGUAAUAUUGGAAAGACUAUUAAACAUAAAAACUAUAAAAUUAAUAAAAACUAUUAAAUUUAAAGUAAAAUAUUAAUAAUGAACACUGAAAACAUAAAUAACAAACAACCACGCAAACGUGCUACGAAUUUUUCGGAAGCGGAAAAGAUAAGAUUAAUAGAUUUUGUAUCCCAUUUUAAACAUAUAUUAGAAAAUAAAAAAUCAGAUAUGGUAAAUUUGAAAGAAAAGGACAAAUAUUGGAAAAAAAUAGAGCAAAUGUUCAAUAGUUCAUCAUCCUCAACUGAAUUUCGAAGUUCUGAAGUAUUAAAAAGCUGUUGGGAUAAUCUAAAAAAAAAACAAGAAAGUUCUUUGCAGAAGAAAAGAUGGUAUUGUAUAAAACAGGCGAAGGACCUUGUGAAUCUAGAUCAGAUACAACUAUGGAACUUGUGCGAAAUAUCAUAAAGCCUUCUGUUGAUGGCCUAAUCAAUACUUUUGAUAGUGAUGCUAUAAUAGAAAUGAAUGAAAAUUUAUGUGAAACUUCUCAAGUGUUUUCAAAUAUAAACAAAUAUGAUUCUACAAUUCGAAGUAUAAGUUCAUAUAAAGUUCCAAUAGCUUCAAAUGCAGAUUCUCAUAAAAUGACAAGAAAUACUAUGACCACAGAGGAAUGGCGUACUGACAAUACUAUGAAUAUAACGGAUGAAAAUGAUAUGAAUAUAAUGGAUGAAAAUGAUAUGAAUGUUACAAAUGAAGACAAUGUAAUGUAUGAAGACAAUAUGAAUGAAAAUCCCGAUCAAACUGAUGUACUAGAUUAUUUGAAAAACCAAUAUGUUAGCACAAAGAGAGAUUCUUUUCGAGAUCUAUCAAAUAGAUAUGAAGAUACUAAUUAUUCUACAGAAAGUGAAAUUCAUAAAAAUGGAAAUGCAGACGAAAUAGAUGACAAUGCAAAUAGCUCAUAUUUUGUGAAUAAUAAUACUGCAGAACAUUGUAAAGAAAAUGACAAUGCACAAAGAGGACAAAAACGAAACAUGCCAAAGAUAUCUGCAGUACAGAUUUUACAGAACAGAAUAAGCAUUCCACUCCAAAAAAAAAAGAAACUCGAAUGACCAAAGUAAGUUACAAAAUAUUAAUAAACGCUGUAAAUUACGCCAAAACAAAAAAAAAAACACGUUCCAAAAUGUCAGCAUUUAGUAUAUUGGCAGAAUCAAAGACUGAACUCGUUCAAUAUAUGCAAGAAGAUUUAAGAAGAAAAAUUGAAGUUGAAGUAUAAAUCUUGAAUAUGCAAUUAAAGAAAGAGGAAUUGGAGGUACAAUUAUUAGAAAAAGAAUUAUUAUUAAAAGAUCACAUUUUGAAGAAAGAAUUAUAGAAAUAAUUACUUUCUCUAAUACGUAUGUUUUACUUUUUGUUCCGUUUAAAAAUUACAAUUAAUUUAAAAAAUGUUUUAUUUAAAAAAUUUUUGAAGUUUACGGUAUGUUAUCAGCAUUCCCAGUAUGUUUUCGUGAAUGUUAUGUUACUUUUAUUAAGACUGAAACAUAAUUAUUAAAUGAAUAAUUUGUUUUUAUUAAUGUGAUAAUUAUAAAACAAGAAAUGGUUUAGUUUUUGCAGUACUGUGAUAAUGAUUGUGAUUUGGUUUAUGCUUGUUUAGAAUAAGAGAUAUUGUACUCUAUUUACAUGUUAUGUAAAUUAACGUUUAUUAUAAAAUUAUAGUUAUAAUAAAU